Molecule: messenger RNA, 3298 nt
Organism: Rhincodon typus (whale shark)
Lineage: Eukaryota; Metazoa; Chordata; Chondrichthyes; Orectolobiformes; Rhincodontidae
Gene: csad
Product: cysteine sulfinic acid decarboxylase
Exons: 13
Biological process (GO): carboxylic acid metabolic process
Cellular component (GO): cytoplasm
Molecular function (GO): pyridoxal phosphate binding; sulfinoalanine decarboxylase activity
Source: RefSeq, a predicted model, not a curated record
AUGGUUAUCAUAUUUGCCUACAUAAGUGAACAUACUUCAAAAAAAGAGCUCAAUGGACUAUCGAGGAAGCAUCCCAGCACUGUUGACAGUGUUUUACUGGAUGGACCCCUGACUGACCCUGAAGCUGGAGAACAAUUUGUGCAAGAUGCGUUUCAGAUCAUUUUGGAGGAGGCCAUCAAGAAGGGGACAAAUAUCAACGAGAAGGUAUGUGAAUGGAGGGAACCAGAUGAGCUACAGGAUCUUCUUGACCUUGACCUAGUUGAUGCUGGUGAGCCCCCUGAAAAACUGCUGGAGCGAUGCCAAGACAUAAUUCGAUAUAGUGUCAAAACUGCUCAUCCUCGAUUUUGCAACCAGCUAUUUGCAGGACUGGAUCAUCAUUCCUUGGUUGGACGUUAUAUAACAGAAACCCUGAACACAAGCCAAUAUACCUAUGAGAUUGCACCAGUUUUUGUACUGAUGGAGGAAGUGGUGUUGAGGAAGCUUCGUACGUUUGUUGGAUGGAAGUGCGGCGAUGGAAUUUUUUGCCCAGGAGGCUCUAUGUCCAAUAUGUAUGCUAUGAAUGUGGCCCGGUACAAGCUCUUCCCUGAAAUUAAAAAACGUGGCCUAUGGGAUAUGCCGAGACUGGCUGUCUUCACCUCUGAAGAAUGCCAUUAUUCUGUGACUAAAGGAGCUGCAUUCCAGGGUCUGGGCACAGACAAUGUCUAUUUGGUAAAAGCUGAUGAACGGUGAGUCACUGGGUGUGGUGUUAGCUUCUAAGUAACUGUGUCCCUCAAGGAGGAAUGUAAGUAUUCUGAUGGAGUGGUUCCAUUCCUUGUGAGUGCUACAGCUGGAACAACUGUCUUUGGAGCGUUUGAUCCUCUGCCAGAAAUUGCAGAUAUCUGUGAAAAGUAUGGAAUCUGGCUUCAUGUUGAUGCAGCCUGGGGCGGAAGUGCCCUCAUCUCCAGGAAACAUCGGGAUUUGCUGACUGGAAUCAAGAGGGCUGACUCUGUUGCCUGGAACCCCCACAAGAUGCUGAUGGCAGGGCUGCAGUGUUCUGCCUUUCUGCUCAAAGACAACACUGACCUCCUGAAGACUUGUCACUCGGCCAAUGCCAGCUAUCUUUUCCAGCAAGACAAGUUCUACAAUGUCUGUUAUGAUAUAGGUGACCAGUCCCUGCAGUGUGGUCGGAAAGUGGAUUGCCUCAAGCUAUGGCUGAUGUGGAAAGCUGUUGGUACUCUAGGCCUGGAGAAAAGGGUUGACCGUGCCUUUGCCUGCACUAGGUUUCCUCAGUAUGUCAAUGUUUGCUUCUGGUACAUCCCGCCCAGCCUGCGAGGGAAAGAACAGAGUUCUAACUUUUGGCAGAACCUAGGAAAGGUUGCUCCAUUUAUCAAGGAGCGAAUGAUGAAGCGAGGCAGCAUGAUGGUGGGUUACCAGCACCAUGGAACCAAAGUGAACUUCUUCCGACAGGUCCUGAUUAGUCCACAGGUCAGCCGGGAGGAUGUCGACUUUUUUCUGGAUGAAAUUGAACAUCUGGGAAGUGAUUUCCAGCUGGAGUAAUAUAUCAGUUCUCUUGCUAUAAUCUGUCCAUUGGUGAUCUAGCCUAGAAGUUUAAACUGAGCUCAGGUGAUCUAUCUUGUUCUCCUCCGUUGUAUGUUUCUUCUGGAAAUUCUUGCUCAAACAAUUUUUAGUUGAUGGGAGCAUAAUAAAUUUUGAAGAUUUUGAUUAAAAUUGUCUUUCAGACCUUUCUGCUGGCUGAACAUGUCCCACAUUAGAUAUUUUGCCAGUUUCUGGAGACCAUGAACCCAGACACAAUCUGUCCCUGACCUGGCUUGUCCCAUUUAGAUGCCAUUGGCUUGUCAUUGUGCACGAGGGUAUGGUGCAGGAAACCCAUCUGGAGUGUCAGCUGAUGUACUUGGAACAAAUUAGAAGCAACAUUGACUGACUUGUAUUUAAUCCCUUUGCUGUCCCUGUCCUGGGAGUGUUUGGGGAUGGUGUAGAGGGCGCUUUACUCUGUAUCUAACACUAUGUACCUGACUUGAGUGUUUGAUAGGACAAGUAUGUUUUAAUGAUGUAAUGUUCAUAUCAAACGAAAAAUGAAUUGUUUGGUAAAAAUCUGACACUUGAGCUGGUGGGGAUAUCUUGGAAAUGUUUGUGUACCUGAAUGAUGAAUAUUUGCAAACCAGAAAUACAUCUUGUUAAUGGGGGGAGGGGGGGUGUUGGCAGGAGUGACUAUUAAAGGGAUGAUUUGUUUGUUUGUUUUGUUGAUUUUUGACUUUAUUUUCCACUGCAUCUAAUUUUAGGUUGAGGAGAGCAAGUGUCCCUCCCACACACCGCAACCCCCACCCCCAUACAAUCCAUGCAGAGAUUUAUCUCCUGGUUGCUUUGUUCUCUCCAAGGACUCAAAAUCUCUCUCUCUCUUGCUGCUUGCUGCCUGCAACCCCAGGGCAGUGAAGUGGUUUGCUACCAGUGGUUGCAGGAUUCCUCAACAAAGUAACUUCUUCAAUAAAGCAAUUGCCAUGGUUCCUCUGGUCGUGCCCCAUGAUGCUUGAUUAUUUUUUUCUCCGUAAAUACCUACUAACUUCCAUAUGGAUGAUGCAGAAGCAUGGAAGUUGAUUCUUUGCCUUAGGACUGUACGCCAUCAUGCGGUCUGGCCUGGCUUGCAUCUAAUAGAGAGCUCUAACUACUUUGUGCCAUUUAAUGACCCUUCGUGGUAUUUUCAGAAGAGUAUUUGGUCCUGAUCUGUGACAGUUUCAACUUCCUUCAGUAGUCAAUGUCAUCUUGCUCAGAUGCUGUUACUGUGGUUGGCGCACGAGCCCAACACACAACUUAAUUUUAUUUGAUACACCGGUAUUAACUUUCUUUAUCGUCUUGUGUGGAACCAGGAAAAAAAUACAGGUUGGAUGCUUGCUGUUUAAUGUAGUUGAUCCCUGUGAAGUUACAAAUUGAGAGCCAAUGUUGGACUUUGGGAUUGAAUGCAGCUUUCUAGGUGGGCCAUGUAACUUCAAUGUGAUAUGCCAGAGAUGCAUUCAAUUCAGUUACACUUUAUAUAUCUGAACUUGUGGACAAAUUCUUUUUAUAACUGUUAACUGGUGAGAGCCUGUUGACAAUCCAUAUUUUCUCAUGUUAUCUGUAUAAUGGUUGAGGAUGUUCAAAUCUGGGAUGGGUUACUGAUGAGGUGUGCUGUCCCUACUUUUGGUUAAAAAAGGAAAAUCCUGAUUUUUUUUUUGAGCUUUGGUUAGCUAUUACAAUAUACCAUAUUUAGUAUAAAGACUUUCUACAUUGUCGGCAGUUUUCUGUUAUGGGUAUGUGGUCAAAACAU